UUUUUUUUUCUUUCUUAAAAUAGCAAAAACGGUAUAUAUAUAAAAUGAAUAAUAAAUAAAAUAAAAUUAACAUUAGAUGGAUUGAUUGGUUCCGGAAAAAGAAAGCUGCAGUUGCAUUGACCGCUCUUAAUUGGACCUUAUCUUCGUCACAUGCCAACUUCCAUUUCUCAUCACACUUCACAACUUUCAACACUUUGCAUAUAAAACAAUUCAUCAUCACCACCGCUUCUCAUAUUUCAUCAUCAAUUUCUCCAUUAGUUAGAGAAGUAUGGCUGAAUCCGCGCAGCAAAGCCAUGAAGAAUCGAUGCUGCUGCGCACGGAGCCGUCCUUCUGUAUAUACACAGACGAUGAAUUCGGCGAGCAAGUCGGAAAUGUGGAGGUGAUGAGAGAAAAGAUAGAGAGAGCUGCUACAAUUGGGGAAAACGGUGAAACUGAGUUCAGUUUUGGGGAAAAUGGGAUGAGAGUGAUUGAGGAAGCUGAAGACGAAGACGAAGACGAGAAAGAAGAAGAAGAGAAGACGCCGAGGAGAUUCAGAGAUCUGAAGAUUGAAACUGGAGGCGAUCGAAUUAGCCCUCCGAUUUUUCAAGCGGAAGGGGGAGGUGGCGAUGCGGCCGCUCUCAACAAGUGGAGAAGUCAUGCUGCAUAUUUGGAGUCCACUGGAGAUCUUUAUGGUGCUGAGGAAUACUAUUUUCGAGCUACAGAGGCCGAUCCUAAAGAUGGUGAACUGCUGUCUCAAUACGCCAAGCUGGUAUGGCAGCUCCACGGUGACCAAGCUAAAGCCUCGCGUUAUUUCCAAAAGGCUGUUGAGGCUGCUCCUGUGAAUAGUGAUGUCCUUGCUGCAUAUGCAAGUUUUUUGUGGGAUGUAGACGAAAGCGAGGAGGGAGAGCAUCUGUCCGAUGACGCUCAGAAAUGGCAGGUUGAUGAGAAUCCUGCUAUGGUGGAUUCAUUUGGAGGAGAUUAUACAGAAGAAAUGAGGCCGUCUAGCCCUACGUUACAUCUCGCCAUGGGGCUUGGACUCGAUGCCUCUGGUUUUAGGAGUUUCGACAAUGAUGAAAGUACUAAUGUUGAAGAAUACUAUAAGAGGAUGGUUGAGGAAAAUCCUCGUAACGUUAGCUUUCUAAGAGAUUAUGCUCUUUUCUUGCAUCAGAAAAAGGGAGAUCUAGAAGGAGCCGAAGAAUAUUAUUCACGAGGAAUACUAGAGGAACCUCGUGAUGGGCAGAUGCUCUAUCUGUAUGCUGGUAUAGUGUGGCAGCUUCAUCAUGACAAAGAUAGAGCUGCGGCCUAUUUUGAACGGGCGGUUGAAGCAUCUCCAAUGGAUAGCAACGUGCUGGCUGCAUACGCUAAAUUUCUAUGGGAAACGGAAGGCGAAGAAGCUGCCAUAGACGAAGCUCAGAGGAGCAGCAACUGACUGGUGGUGUACAUAUAUCAAAUUAGCUUUUGGCAUUGCUUCCAUGACUCUCACAGAUUCCUCCUUCACCGCCUUUUGCAUUACUUCAACUGCUGCAUUUCCUCGAAUCGCAGAUUUUUCCUUCUUCACCGCUACAGCUACAGGCUGCGCGAUGCAGGUAUGAGCAGGGGCCCUCCUUACCGGGCUCGAGCACAAGUACACGUCGUCGACUCCGGCACAUCCACUGCAGCAGUUUCUCGUAUCCAUUUUCUUGAAUUUUAGCUCUCUUGAAUUAUGCAAGGGGGUUUUGAAUUGAUGUUUGAUCCUUGGAGGAAGAUGGGGUUUAUAAAUAUAUAUAGUGAAGAUUAGACUUUUGGAGUCUUUCUCA
Molecule: messenger RNA, 1775 nt
Organism: Salvia miltiorrhiza (redroot sage)
Lineage: Eukaryota; Viridiplantae; Streptophyta; Magnoliopsida; Lamiales; Lamiaceae
Exons: 7
Coding region: 269-1408 (379 amino acids)
Biological process (GO): RNA processing
Molecular function (GO): protein binding
Source: RefSeq, a predicted model, not a curated record